UUAUGGGAAGUUCAAAAUAGCCAACAUAAACAAGUGAAUUUCUCUAAUACACAAUCGUAUCGUAUUUAUUCAUGAUGUGUUAAAACCGAUUUAGUUAUGUCAAUUUUUUACAAACCUUCGAUGAACAAUUAGCUUAUCAAUCAUUUAUCGCCAUACAUGCAGUAGAUAACGAUCAUCAGCCGUAAUUAUCAAGUGUUUUAACCAAAAAAUGGUCCUCAAGUCAUGGAAAAGUUCCCACUAAGAAAGGGUACAAAUAUACCAGCAAAUCAGCCCACAACUUAUCAAACGGUAUACAAUAAAAAGUUUACAAAUAAAUCACCACGCGUAACGUACGUAAAUUCGGAUGACGAUAUGAUUGACAUAAACACAUCAGGCAUGGGAGAUAAUAGAGGCUCAAGAUUAACAGAUGACGACGAAGUCACUGGUGGAGUUGCAUUCAGUGGGAGUCAUGAACAUGGUGACAUUCCGGGAAUUGGCCAAUAUGAUGAUUUCCACACCAUUGAUUGGCAGAGAGACAUUGCCAGAGAUCGGAUGAGACACAGAUACAUUAUUAAAAAGAAGCAAGAUUCGAUUUGGAAUUUGAUUGAGGGCGCACAUGAUGCUUGGUCUGGCUGGUUAUGUGUAUUGCUGGUCGGAUUGUGCACUGGUGUUAUUGCUGGUGUAAUUGAUAUUGGAGCCAGUUGGAUGACUGAUUUGAAGUUUGGGAUAUGCCCACAGGCUUUCUGGCUGAAUCAGGAACAAUGUUGUUGGUCAAUGAAUGAAACUAGCUUUGAUGUUGGCAAUUGUUCUCAGUGGCUCACAUGGGCUGAAGUUUUGGGACAAUCCAAAUUUGGCGCUGGCUCCUACAUAAUAUCUUAUUUGUUUUAUAUUAUUUGGGCGUUAUUGUUUGCGGCAUUGUCAGCAUCUUUAGUACGAAUGUUUGCACCAUAUGCUUGUGGUUCUGGUAUACCUGAGAUUAAAACCAUAUUGAGUGGUUUCAUCAUAAGAGGCUAUUUGGGAAAAUGGACUCUUAUUAUCAAGAGUGUCGGUUUAAUACUCUCAGUAUCGUCGGGCUUGAGUUUGGGAAAAGAAGGGCCGAUGGUGCACAUUGCUUGUGCGAUAGGCAACAUUUUAUCGUAUUUAUUCCCGAAAUAUGGCCGAAACGAGGCAAAAAAGCGUGAAAUCUUGUCAGCCGCUGCUGCAGCCGGCGUGUCUGUUGCCUUUGGUGCACCAAUCGGUGGAGUAUUGUUCAGCUUGGAAGAAGUGAGCUACUACUUUCCCCUGAAAACCUUGUGGAGGUCCUUCUUUUGCGCUUUAAUUGCCGCGUUCAUUUUGAGAUCGAUUAAUCCAUUUGGUAAUGAGCAUUCAGUACUUUUCUUUGUGGAGUACAACAAACCGUGGAUGUUCUUUGAAUUGAUCCCGUUUAUUACUCUUGGAAUAAUUGGAGGUGUCAUUGCAACAAUAUUCAUCAAAGCCAAUCUAUAUUGGUGCCGGUACAGGAAAUUCUCAAAAUUGGGACAGUAUCCUGUUACUGAGGUUUUGGUGGUCACUGUCAUCACCGCCAUCAUUGCUUAUCCGAAUCCAUACACACGAAUGAACACUAGCCAAUUGAUUUAUUUAUUAUUCAGUCAAUGCGGCAUUUCUAAUUCGGAUAACCUAUGCGACUACAAUAGAAACUACACUGAUGUGAACUCUGCAAUCGAUAUUGCCGCCGCAGGAGAUGGCGUGUACAAAGCGAUUUGGCUCUUGAUCCUCGCAUUGAUACUGAAACUCAUCAUGACCGUGUUUACUUUCGGCAUUAAAGUGCCGUGCGGUUUGUUCAUUCCCUCACUCUGUUUGGGCGCAAUUGUUGGCAGGAUAUUUGGUAUUGCCGUUGAACAACUGGCGUAUAACUACCCGAAAACAUUUUUGUUUACGGGUGAAUGCUCGACAGGUGACGAUUGCAUAACACCCGGUUUAUAUGCUAUGGUUGGCGCAGCAGCGGUUUUAGGAGGUGUCACAAGAAUGACUGUCUCGCUAGUAGUCAUAAUGUUUGAGUUGACUGGCGGCGUGCGAUAUAUUGUGCCUUUAAUGGCCGCUGCUAUGGCUAGUAAGUGGGUGGGCGAUGCGUUGGGCAGACAAGGAAUAUACGAUGCGCAUAUUGCACUGAACGGAUAUCCGUUCUUAGAUUCCAAAGAUGAGUUUGCGCAUACAUCCCUAGCUGCGGAUGUGAUGCAGCCAAAACGAAAUGAAAGUUUGAGCGUGAUAACGCAGGAUUCUAUGACGAUGGACGACGUCGAGCAACUUCUCAAAGAAACAGAGCACAAUGGCUAUCCGGUUGUUGUAUCGAUGGAAUCGCAGUAUUUAGUCGGAUUUGUGUUACGUCGUGAUUUAAAUCUUGCAAUUGCAAAUGCCAAAAGAUUGGUGGACGGAAUAUGUGGUCAAAGUUUAGUAGUAUUUACAAGUGGUAAUCCACCACAAACUCUGGGCCCUCCACCAUUGAACCUGAAGAAGAUUUUAGACAUGGCUCCUAUCACUAUCACCGAUCAGACGCCCAUGGAGACCGUCGUAGAUAUGUUCAGAAAACUAGGAUUGCGUCAAACUUUGGUUACUCAUAAUGGACGAUUGUUGGGGGUGAUAACCAAAAAGGAUGUCCUGCGCCAUGUGAAGCAAAUGGACAACGAGGAUCCUAGCUCUGUUUUAUUUAACUAAAGCAAAUUAUAUAUUAAUAUAUGAUUAAUAUAAACAUAUUGUAUAAACGCGAAUCAUCAAAGAUAUAGAAACGUAAUGGUGAACGAAUAAAACUAGGAAAUAUAUCUAUAUACAUAAAUAUAUAAAUCAUAAAAACAUAAUUCGAUAUACAUAUAUAUUAUGAAUUUAUAAUAAGAGAGGAACCUGUAAACUGUGUGUAUAUUGUUACUACUUAUUCUGUCUUAGUUAUCUAUUUCUUGCGCAGCUACUGAAUUAUUUUAUUUGUAUAUUAUGCAAUGUAUAUGUAUUUCUUUUUAUUUAAUCUUUAAAACGCUGUUUAUUUUUACCUAUGCAUUGGUAAUUUCUAAUACUCUUAAAAUUCCAUUUGCGUGCAAGUACUGUCUUCCCGUUUUUAUAAACCGUAAAGAUACUAAAAUACUCUUAUGCAAAUAACAUUAAUCGGUGAUUAAAUUAAUAAACUUUUGGUAAUUCUG
Messenger RNA from Dalotia coriaria, 3143 nucleotides. RefSeq names its product chloride channel protein 3 (gene ClC-c). Gene Ontology annotation, cellular component: Golgi apparatus; early endosome; plasma membrane. The record is from RefSeq and is a predicted model, not a curated record. The transcript is spliced from 12 exons. Gene Ontology annotation, biological process: chloride transport; transmembrane transport. NCBI's taxonomy places the organism in Eukaryota, Metazoa, Arthropoda, Insecta, Coleoptera, Staphylinidae. The coding region runs from base 223 to 2670 and encodes 815 amino acids. Gene Ontology annotation, molecular function: voltage-gated chloride channel activity.